AUGCCACCUGUAGAGAAGCGCAUGAGCUUCUUGCCUACACAUACUCACCGGACGCUUCUCGGGUCGUCUUCUGCCGGACUGGGCUCCUGGACUGUGGUCCGGCCGGAGCGCGCGAGCGGCAACAUCUCCGCAGGGCGUCGGAGAUGCACCGCGCCUCCAUCACGGCCGGACUUUGUUCCCGGUCAGGAGGUUCUCAGGUUCACUCCGCGCCCUGUUAACGGUCUCCGGGAGCAUCGCGCGAUGUUCCGGCCUCUUGCUGACACUUCUCACCCGCCGGCCGCCCUCGCGCUACUGCCCGGGCGUGUCACCGGACAACUCUCCCUCUCCGGAGCACCAGCCCGGUCAAAGGUCCGGACACCCAACUGUACCCUGGCAAACGGGCACCCGGGGCGUGACCCGGCGUUACACGCUUUCGCGGGGAGCCCUUCGCGCCGGGCUGGCCCGCGCCGGUGUAGACGGGCCGGAGGACUACGCUCCCUGAUUAAGAGCUUUAACCGGACCGUCCUGAAAGCCCCUGGGUACGUCAAGGCCGGCUUCGGGCGCCGCGCCGGCCCGGACCACUUGAACACCCGCUCGCGCGCUCGCGCCUCCGGCCCGGGACUACUUUUAACCCGCCCUGGCUAAAGACGCCCGGAGCGUCACGCGCCAUCCCGGCCGCGCACCUCCGGCCCGGGCUUCUUCCGCGGUUAAGGCUUUUAACCAGUCCUGGUUAAACAUCACCGGCGCGCCAUUUGAGUUCCCCGCCUCCCGCCGGUGACGCCAUGACUACACUCACAAACAUUGUAUCUAUCUUCAGACAGGUGUAUAUCUCUGUGGGUGUGAGAAUUUUCUAAUUUUGCAUAUCUGAAAUUGACAAAUGUAUAACAAUUAGCUUUACAGAUACUAGGAAAACCCUGAGAACUAAAAGUUUUCAGGUAGAUGUCAUAGUCUCUGACUGCAUACAUCUAUAAUGGA
Messenger RNA from Blastomyces gilchristii SLH14081, 954 nucleotides. RefSeq lists its product as uncharacterized. NCBI's taxonomy places the organism in Eukaryota, Fungi, Ascomycota, Eurotiomycetes, Onygenales, Ajellomycetaceae. The record is from RefSeq and is a predicted model, not a curated record. Bases 1 to 624 code for a protein of 207 amino acids. The transcript is spliced from 2 exons.